AUGAGGUCUCUGGUCAUCCUGCCGUCCCUGCUCCUCCUGGGAGCCCUGGCCCAGCACGACUGGACGUACACAGAGGGGCCGAGCGAUGAGACGCACUGGCACGAGGAGUACCCCACCUGCGGGCGGGACAGACAGUCGCCCAUCGACCUGCAGAGGAGGAAGGUGCAGUACAACCCCGCCCUGAAGGCGCUGAACCUGACCGGCUACGACGUGCAGGGCGGCGACUUCUCCAUGAUCAACAACGGCCACACAGUGCAGAUCAGCCUGCCCCCCACCAUGCGCAUGACCACGGCCCAGGGCACGGAGUACGUGGCCCUGCAGAUGCACUUCCACUGGGGCGGCGCGUCGUCGGAGAUCAGCGGCUCCGAGCACACCAUCGACGGGCUCCGAUACGUGGCUGAGAUUCACGUCGUCCACUACAAUUCCAAAUACGGAAGCUACGACGUAGCCAAGGAUGCUCCCGACGGCCUGGCCGUGCUGGCGGCCCUCAUCGAGGUCAAGGACAACGCGGAAAACACCUAUUACAGCAACUUCAUUUCUCACUUGAAAAACGUCAGGUAUUCAGGACAAAGCACCGUUCUGAGCGGCCUUGACAUCCAGGACAUGCUGCCCCCAAACCUCCGCCACUACUACAGCUACUGGGGCUCCCUCACCACGCCGCCCUGCACGGAGAACGUCCACUGGUUCCUGCUGGCCGACACCGUGCAGCUCUCCAAGGCUCAGAUUUGGAAGCUAGAGAAUUCCUUAUUGGACGACCACAACAAGACCAUCCGCAAUGUUUACCGCCGGGCCCAGCCCCUGAACGACAGAGUGGUGGAAGCCAACUUCGUGUAUCACUCUAAUUACCAACACGCUCUGGGCGCUGAGCUCCAGUUCUACCUGCGCAAGAUCGACGGGAAGCUCGAUGCGCUGAUGAGCUUCAUUGAGAAGAGAGCGAGGAGAAGAGGCUGGUACCACUGA
Messenger RNA from Eptesicus fuscus (big brown bat), 960 nucleotides. RefSeq names its product carbonic anhydrase 6 (gene CA6). The record is from RefSeq and is a predicted model, not a curated record. The coding region runs from base 1 to 960 and encodes 319 amino acids. Lineage: Eukaryota; Metazoa; Chordata; Mammalia; Chiroptera; Vespertilionidae. The transcript is spliced from 8 exons. Gene Ontology annotation, molecular function: carbonate dehydratase activity; zinc ion binding.